CAACAACCCUUGCUUCAUUCUUGCAAUCGCCAAAAUCGUGCAGGGAGGUAGGCAGGUCCUUUUUGGAUACCUUCUGUGACCAUGACACCGCGGUUCUGCGACAAGAUAACCGCAGGGACCCCGAUGUCGUCAUGGACACCUUCCGCUUCCGCCUUAAUUGUCUCGACAACUACCAGGCGACACCGACAGAUCUCGAUCCAGUACUAAGACGAAGUUCUGGGCCAUCGCAAAAGUCGCGUAAGCAGGCGCCUGAUGUUCCAGUGAUUCGAGCGUUCGGCGCCACCGAAACUGGUCAGAAAGUAUGCGCGCACAUACACGGAGCCCUGCCAUACUUGUACCUUGAGUACACAGGUAGCUUGGAGAACGAUGUUGUUAAUGUCUACAUCCAAUCUCUUCGAGCCUCCAUUGAUCAUGCUCUGGCCCUGACGUACCGCCGGAACGCCUACGAUGGAAAGUCAGAAUAUGUUGGACAUAUAUCCCUAGUCAAGGGAAUACCAUUCUUUGGAUACAAUGUUGGGUACAAAGUCUUUCUCAAGGUCUAUAUGCUCAACCCUAUGCAUAUGACGCGCUUCGCCGAUCUGCUGCACCAAGGGGCCAUCUUAAACCGCACUUUUCAGCCGUACGAGAGCCAUCUGCAAUACCUGCUGCAGUGGAUGUGCGAUUAUAACCUAUUUGGCUGCGACUACAUCAAUUGCACCAAAGUUCAGUUCCGUGGCCCAGUCCCAGACAGCGACGAGAUUGACACAAAGACGCACAAAUGGCACGACACCUCGGUCCCAGAGUCAUUCAUUACGGAAGACGAUCAGUAUCCUCGUAUGAGCCACUGCGCACUCGAAGUCGAUAUAUGUGUACAAGAUAUUCUGAACCGACACGAACUUCAGUAUCGACCUAUCCACCAUGACUUCCUGGAACGAUCGAGUCAGAUGCCUAGUAACCCGGACGACAAGUUUGUACCGUCCAUGGCCGGCCUAUGGAGAGAUGAGACGCGUCGCAGGAAGCGGCAGAUGGGCCUCAGCGAUACAGCAAGCACUCCAUUUCCCGCUGAGGUGAUGGUCUCCAUGUCUGCAGAUCCGCGGAAUACAGACAAGGGCGGAUGGAUACACGAGGGAGAGUACCGGGAGCUUGUGGCUAGUCUGAUCGAGGAAGAGCAGCCACAUAGGGACAAUGUCAGUUUCGGUACUUUCGUAAAGGACGUCCCUGGAUUGGAGAAGAUCAGAACGACAGUCGAAAGUGUUGAGGAUCUAUAUCCCGAGAAUCUUUGGAGUCAGCGGAUAGAUGAAGACGAGCAAGAACAAGCGGAUGAAACAGAGCCCAUGGGAGACGAGGAAGUCAGAAGUACAAUGACCUUGGUCAAUGCUCUGCCCGGCCCAGAUGAGAUGCCUCGCAUUGUUGAACAACUUCCCGAUAUCAUUGUGGACGCUGCUGAGGAGGAUCAAGACGGCCAGUCUGACACUGAGGAAGAUCAAUCUCUUGAUCCGCUCACAAGGUCGCUUCUCCAGCAGUCCGGCACCGGCGAUACUUCUGAUGACCACUCUGACGUAGGCAUCGAUCUUGUUGAUCCUAGCGAGGCUGGCAGCGUCGGUGACCCAAACAGUCCAUCAACAGUCCGUAAGAGGCAUCUUGAGCCAGAAUUCGCCUCUCCUCGGAAACGCCAACGUAUUUUGAACUCUUCCCCGCUCACAGCAAAGAAGAUCUCUUUCCGUGAGAGACUUGAGGGUGGUAAGAAAACAAGCACAUCUCGAAAAGCCGCUCAGGAUGAGCCUCCUUUGAGUCAGUCAUCCCGAAUAAGCAUCAAAGCUCAAGGACAUGGAGGGCCAACUACCAUGUCUUUUCCAGUCGUCAAGAACUCACACGACCUAGGGACGAGAUUACGAUUGAGCCAGUCGAGUUACUCGAACUCACAAGAACUACCAAAGACGCCCGCAAAGCACCUUAUGCCUGGGGGCACACUUAUGACCCCUGUGACCCCUUGGACGCACCAAAAGACUUCACCUAUCAGACUGAGCAGCAGCGGACCAGAGGCAAUUGAUGAAGCAAAAAUGUUAGCCAAACAUUUAGCAGAGUCGCUGCCUCAGAACAAGUUCACAAUGUAUUUCAGCACACUCCCUCCUUGCCUGGAUGAGGUGGCAGACACCAUGAUGCAUGCUGGCUUGCCACCUGUCAUCUUUCAAGAUGCCUAUUACAGCAACGAGAAAGAUGUGCCAGAUCGACCACGCGAGUACGCUGGUCGUGAGUUUAAGCUACAAAGCAUGACGCUACCCUAUCUGCCUCCAUUCGAUCCAUCUGGCAAGCAUCCUGCCAAUUUCGGUGAACAGAAGCCAAUAUUGGUGGACAAGAAGAGAGAAAAGGCGAAAGACAGAAUCAGAUCCCAGCGCUGUAGUCUGCGCAACUGGGAAAUCGCGAGACCACCUCCGACUAUCGGUGAAGUGGAGAGUUGGCUAAAAGGGGAAGCCUCGAAGAGCGCGCCGUUGAGGCUACCGUCGAAACACAAGAAAGUAGAAUCACCCAAGCCACGAAAAGUCAAGUUCAUAGACCACCUCGCCCAGAUUGAGGGACCGACGCAGAAGAACAAGCAUGGAUUCAAGUUCUCACAAAAGCAAAAUUCGACCAGCGUCAAGUAUAAGACUGAGUACAUGAGCAUCAUGAGCUUGGAGGUACACGUCAAUAACCGAGGUGAUCUCGUGCCAGACCCUGCGGAAGAUGAGAUUCAGUGCAUCUUCUGGACAGUCGAAGGGGAAGAGAAUGCGACAACAGAUCGACCGCGGAUCGGAAUCCUCUGUCUUUCAGAUGAGAACGGCAUCGCUGAGCGAAUAGCCAAGCAGGUCAAAACAGAAGUGGAGUAUGAAGAGGAUGAGCUAGAUCUCAUCAAUCAUAUCGUGGACAUUGUUCGUCAAUUCGACCCCGAUAUCCUCACGGGCUACGAGGUCCACAACAGCUCCUGGGGUUACCUCAUUGAGCGAGCGAGGAUGAAAUUCGAGUACAAUCUAUGUGACGAGAUCAGCCGCAUGAAGUCGCAAUCCCAUGGAAGAUUCGGUAAAGAAGCAGAUCGCUGGGGCUUCACCCAUACCUCAACGAUCCGUGUCACCGGGCGUCACAUGAUCAACAUCUGGAGAGCCAUGCGAGGAGAGCUCAACCUGUUGCAGUACACGAUGGAGAAUGUCGUCUUCCAUCUUCUGCACAAGCGCAUACCUCACUACACACACUCAGAUCUCACAGGAUGGUACCUCAGCACCAAGCCUCGCGACUUGUCCAAAGUGUUGAACCACUUUGUAUCUCGCAUCCAGCUCAAUCUCGACAUUCUGCAAGCAAACGAGAUCGUACCGCGUACGAGUGAACAGGCACGGCUACUCGGGGUCGACUUCUUCUCGGUCAUUUCGCGCGGAUCACAGUUCAAGGUCGAGUCCACCAUGUUCCGCAUUGCUAAACCAGAGAACUUCGUCCUCAUUUCCCCGAGUCGCAAGCAGGUUGGCCAACAGAAUGCCCUUGAAUGUCUGCCGCUCGUUAUGGAGCCACAGAGCGAUUUCUACUCUAGCCCUCUAUUAGUGCUUGACUUCCAGUCUCUAUACCCCAGUGUUAUGAUCGCGUACAAUCUCUGUUACUCAACAUGCCUAGGCCGCGUUACGAGCUGGAGGGGUCGCAACAAAAUGGGAUUCAUGGACUUCAAGCGUGAGCCUCGACUGUUGGAGCUCGUGAAGGAUCACAUCAACAUCGCACCAAACGGUAUGAUUUACGUUAAGCCGGAGAUGCGAAAGUCUUUGUUGGCCAAAAUGCUGGGUGAAAUUCUUGAGACGCGAGUGAUGGUGAAGAGUGGUAUGAAGCAAGACAAGGACGAUAAGACACUACAACAGCUUCUCAACAACAGACAGCUUGCUCUCAAGCUGCUGGCCAACGUUACUUACGGCUACACAUCCGCCUCCUUCUCUGGCCGCAUGCCGUGCUCCGAGAUCGCCGACAGUAUCGUCCAGACCGGCCGCGAGACGCUCGAGAAGGCCAUUGCUCUUAUCCACGCGACCGAAAAAUGGGGUGCCGAAGUUGUUUACGGCGACACAGACUCGCUCUUCAUAUAUCUCAAAGGCCGCACGCGCGACCAAGCCUUCACCAUCGGGGAGGAAAUUUCAAAAGCCAUCACAGACGCCAAUCCGCGUCCCAUUAAGCUAAAAUUUGAGAAAGUAUACCACCCGUGCGUCCUGCUCGCAAAGAAACGCUAUGUCGGCUUCAAGUACGAGCACCGCAACCAGACCGAGCCCGACUUCGAUGCAAAAGGCAUCGAAACCGUGCGGAGAGACGGCACACCCGCAGAGCAGAAGAUCGAAGAGCGCGCGCUGAAGAUUUUAUUUCGCACAGCCGAUCUAAGUCAAGUGAAGUCAUACUUCCAGGACCAGUGCGCGAAGAUCAUGCAAGGCCGCAUCUCCAUCCAGGAUUUCCUCUUCGCAAAAGAAGUUAAACUCGGCACCUACUCUGACCGCGGACCGCCGCCGCCAGGAGCCUUGAUAGCGAUGAAACGUAUGCUGGCAGAUCCGCGCACAGAACCUCAGUAUGGCGAGCGUGUACCGUACGUGGUUAUAACUGGUGCGCCUGGUGCACGCUUGAUAGAUCGUUGUGUGGCGCCUGAGGUGCUGCUCGCAAACGACCAUCUCGAGCUCGACGCUGAGUACUACAUCAGCAAGAACCUGAUUCCGCCGCUGGAACGCAUAUUCAACCUCGUCGGCGCGAACGUGCGGCAGUGGUACGACGAGAUGCCCAAGGUGCAGCGCAUGCGCAACAUCACUAUUCCGCUGCCCAGUAAGCCUAACCCAGGUAUCGCAGGCGGACAAACGAACCUCAAAAAGACGCUCGAGAGCUACAUGAAGACCUCGUCUUGCCUUGUAUGUCGCGCGAAACUGCCACCACCACCGACAUACCUACCGGGUAUCGCGCCUGAUACUUUCUCUACACUUCCGCUUUGUGGGAAGUGUCUUAGACGUCCGGCACGCGCCCUGCUGACGCUGAAAGAGCGCAUUCGGGAAGCCGAGGUCAGAGUCAAGGAGGUCGACAUGGUGUGUCGCAGCUGCUCGGGGCUUGCAUGGGGUGAGGAGAUUAGAUGUGAUAGUCGCGAUUGCCCAGUAUUUUACACACGGGUCAAGGAGAAAAGUCGGUUGGCGAAUUUCAAGGUGGGGGUUGGGCACGUGGUGGAGGAGAUGGAGGAAGGCAUCACCGAGCAGUAUCCGAAGAAGCAAGGCAAGGGCAAGGGCGAUAAAAGUCAAGCGACAAGUGAGGCUCUUUACUGGUAGAUGAGAAGUGCACUGUGUAUCGAGGAUUGUGUAGCAAGCCUUGAUCCUCCAUCAAACAAUUGUC
Messenger RNA from Didymella exigua CBS 183.55, 5334 nucleotides. RefSeq lists its product as uncharacterized. Gene Ontology annotation, cellular component: nucleus; zeta DNA polymerase complex. Bases 132 to 5270 code for a protein of 1712 amino acids. Gene Ontology annotation, molecular function: nucleotide binding; DNA-directed DNA polymerase activity; DNA binding. NCBI's taxonomy places the organism in Eukaryota, Fungi, Ascomycota, Dothideomycetes, Pleosporales, Didymellaceae. Gene Ontology annotation, biological process: error-prone translesion synthesis; double-strand break repair via homologous recombination. The record is from RefSeq and is a predicted model, not a curated record. The transcript has 2 exons.